GCACAUAGCAUUCCCCUGUCAACGCCCCUGGGUGAACGAUCUGGGGCCCGUUGCAGAAAGAGUUGCAAUCAAUCGCAACUCUAAAAAAUCAUGCGCAACUUGAUUUUCAACCAAUCAACAGCUCGCAUUUGGGACUUGCGAUUGAUUUUUUGACUUGCGUUUAAACGCAACUCUUUCUGCAACGGACCCCUGAAAGCUCUCACGAUAUAGGCCCACAUGCGGGCCUACAUCUGUCGUCAUCCGUAUUAGUUUAUAAAGCGGGCUAUUCUGUUUUUAGUAGUUGAUGCUCGAAUUGCAGUGAAGAAACUCCCGAACUUGAUAACUGGGACUUGAUAGGACUUGAAAUUCUUGAGGCUAUUGCUAUUGGUCCAUGAAUCUUACUUCCCUUAUUCUGGUUUAGAUUUCUGAUCCACACGCGUUGAGCAAGGCAUGAUAAGCCCUUCGUGCAAACGUUUGAAUCACAUCAUUGUGAUAUUCCGUGACUUAAUUUUAUUUACAGCAAGUCAUCUCACCACAUUCAUCUAAGCCGAUGAUUGGUGUUAUCAGACUACACACCUCUCAAUAUCUACAUGAUAAUACCUAUCAUGGCUGAAGCAUUGAAGGAUACCAUCACCCAGAGUCUGGAGUGUCCUGUAUGUCUGACCACCUUCACCGAUCCGAAGAUCCUGUCUUGUUCCCACACCUUCUGUAAGACAUGCCUGGACAUCCUUUACGAAUGCCUUGGGGAUGACCGUAAGAUCCGAUGUCCCGUAUGUAGAAACGAAUCUCUGGUCCCAAAUCAAGAUGUUAACGCACUCCCGGGGAAUCUUGUUUUGAAAAAUCUUAUGGAGGACAUUAAGAAUCAACAUCAUCGUUGCACAAAUUGUAAAACCGUCGACACUACAGAUGUCUACUGCCAAGAUUGUGGCAAGUAUCUCUGCAUCACUUGUCACAGCAUGCAUACUAAAUGGGAAGACUUCAUCGGUCAUGAAAUUGUUGCGAUUAGUGAUAUCACAUCAGGAAAAGUAACAGUUCGAACAUAUCAGAAAUGCAAGAAACAUCCCAGAGAAGAUGAGGAAAUCUUUUGUCGUAUCUGUAGGGAAUUUGCAUGCUACAAAUGUGUACCUCUAGAGCAUACAGGCGAAGGACAUCGAAACAUUACUGCAGGUGAAUAUGAACAAAAUUACAUGACAAAGAUCAAUGACCUCAAAUCAAAGGUAUACAAGAAAUGCUCUUCCUUCAAGAAGUAUGUCAAAUUCAUAAAUGAUCAGCAGGAACUUGUGAGCAAUGCUCAGGAUCAGUGUUUAAAUGAUAUUCAAGAAGCAUAUGAUACAUUAGUCCAGCAGUUGACCGAGAAAAAAGAGCUACCCGAAGGUGAAGUCAAGGAUAGAGUUGAGGGAGUAAAGAAAGAACUUGAUGAAAUGAAGAGAUCCGCUCAGAGUUACAUCACAUUAUUGACUACAUUGGCUAACUUGAUCACGAAUAAGGCAAAAGCACCGUUAGAUAUGGACACGUUGGCUGUACAUGACACGUUAUGUGAAGACUUACUGGAAGCCUUGAAUGAAAAAGAACCCGACUACGACAAGCCAUUGAAGUUAAGCAAGAAAGGGAAGCUUGUAAUGUUUCAUCCAUUCGAAGGAAACCUAGAACUGCCUCUUGGUGAGAUUGUUGAAGAAGUUGUAAAGAACAUCGUAAAUCUGCCUUCCAAUAAUAAUCACAUGAAUAUCAUUGCUAGGACACCGGACGGUAGGAUGUUAGUGGGAUGUAAGAGAGGUGGGGAGAUUUUUGCUUCUGAUGGUCAUCUGCAGGAGUCAAUUCUCAAGGAUGUUGAUAUUCGUGGAGUGGGUUUCCUGUCUGACAAUCGAUGUGCUGUGAUUGAUGGUUCAAACAAUAUCACAAUAUACACACUAGAGUACAGAAAAUUGAAUGUUGAGUUUGGGACACUGAGUAGAGAAGAAGGUGGAUUUUCCAACCUCACCGUCGACGGUAAUGAUCAGAUCUAUGUUAGCUACAGGAAAGCCAAGAAGAUCCAGGUUUUCUCACCAGCCGGUGGAAAGGCAGAUAUGGAGAUUGUGAACACGGGAUAUGAAGUUACGCAAAUCAAUACUUACAAUGAUUUCUUACUAACUGAAAAUGUUGCAGUACGUUUGAUUUACAAAGAUGGUGCCAUAAAGCAUAGAUUAAGGAAAGGGGGCUUCUACCCUUCCAACCUGUACCCUGCCGUGUCUCUUGGGAAUAAGAUCUUGAUAGCCGAGGUGCAGCACGAUAGAGGUUUGGUGAGCAUUGAUGAGUACACAGAUCAUGCUGAUAAACUAGAACAUGUUCAGAACAUCAUUAAUGAUUACAAAUUUGAGAAGCCUGGGAGGGUUUGGUAUUAUCUCGAGCAGUACCUGUCAGGAGAGAUCGCUUUUUGUACCACUGAUAGACUAUAUAUAUUCCGUUGACCAUGUUGAGGGUGAUCGUAGGUGAUUAUUUUCGUGUAUUGCACUAUAUCUCCUUCAUCACCACCGAAUCAACACUCAUAAGGCCCGUUUCAUUUUCUUUUAUUACAGGAAAUAUAUAGAUCACUAAACAAAACAUAAAUAAACAAUGAUCUUACAUGUCUUGAAGAGUUAGAUGUGCAAUCCCAAGGUUAUGAUAUAAAUCCAAAUAAAAUCCAAGUCAGUUGGCGAAGAUUCUUUUAAUUAAAGUUCACAAUGGUGGCGAUGAUUAAAUUGAUGUUGAAGCACGAUGAAUAACAAGAGUCACUGUAACAAGUUGAAAUGUCUGUAAAGAUGAUGUUGUGAUGAUGAUUACCAGUCAAUUUCAGCAAUCCAUGGGUUGAGAAGCGUUCAUUAAUGCAGGUUGAUGAUCUCGAUGAGAACUGAGAAUUUCUCUCUCAAAGUAACUGCAAACAGUUCAUUAGUGGCGUGCAAAUAAUUCCACCGAAGAUAGAUAUUGUAUUCCAGUUGGAAAUAAACUUUGCUCUGACAUAAAGUCUGGUGUGAAACUCUGAGCUCUGAUCUGAUGUGAUGAUGUCCUUGAAGAAACUGCCAGCUUACUAUUCACUAUUCUGGAAGCUUCUAGUAUUGCCUAUAAAAAGAGCAUUAUCCUUCUUUCUAGAAUAGUCCACUUCUAGAAGACUCUUGAAUGACCUCAGUGAAAUUCAAAUUCAAAUUCAUUUAUUUCACAUCUGUAAAAAACAUACAAGAUACAAUAUAUCGAGAGAUAUCAAAAUGAUUCCAUAGUAAAGGAGUAAUGAAUAUUGUAAAAUGACAAAUUAACAAAAAUAACAAUAUACAUAGGGUAAUGAAAGCGAUGUGGGGGAAUAGCAAAAGCCAAGUAGACCUAUCUAGGCUACUCCCUGAUUAACAUUCAUUACCGAAAAAAGAACAUCCUGCAAUCAAUUGAUUAGAUUGCAAGAAACACACAUUUCAAAAUGAACGAAAUCAACAAACUAAUGAAAAAUUUGAAGAAAAAGUAACAACUAUAUUAC
This is a messenger RNA of Lytechinus pictus (painted urchin), 3454 nucleotides long. RefSeq lists its product as uncharacterized. Gene Ontology annotation, biological process: protein monoubiquitination. The record is from RefSeq and is a predicted model, not a curated record. The transcript is spliced from 2 exons. Lineage: Eukaryota; Metazoa; Echinodermata; Echinoidea; Temnopleuroida; Toxopneustidae. The coding region runs from base 570 to 2423 and encodes 617 amino acids. Gene Ontology annotation, molecular function: zinc ion binding; ubiquitin protein ligase activity.